AUGGACACUGGGCGGCCGCGAAAGCGGAAGCAUGUUCCCAGCGCGUCUAUCACUUCAUGCGAUCAUGACAACAAUCUUAUUACUCCUCCCAACACGACUAACAACAGAGAGGUCACUGAUCAGCCUGCGAGGAGGGCUAGUAAGCGACUCAAUACGAUAGCUGGCGGAGAGCCGAAAGCAGCACACACGAAUGCAGCCGGCUCCACUCUUCCCACAUCUACUUCGAGUCGACUUUUUCCAUCUUCGUCGAAUCAAACUACCAGAGUCAUACCAGAAGACUGUUGCUACCAUUGCCUGACACGAGGGGGUAAUGCGGCAUAUGAAUGCACAAAGGAGGCUGGGGAAGAACUCUGCUCGCGAUGCGUACGAGAUAAGAGGAAGACAUGCCGCUUGCCCACGGCCGAGGAGGCUGUGAAGAUCGCGGCACGUUGUCCGCAGUGCACGAGAAGGGGCUUCAAGGGCUGGUCAGUAACUCCAGAGCAAACCAUCUUGAUUCAAACUAAAGAAUUCCCAGCAAUGGGAAAAAUCCCUGUGAUACUUGCAUUCGCAACGAGACACCCGACCUAUGCCAUCUUGGAGAGUGACGUCCAGGAUCUUAUACGUAUGGAAGAAGAUCCACCUCGCUCCUUUGUGAAUAUUUCUCCAGCGUCGCUUGUGACCUCCAGUGACACUAUAGAAGUCGCACAAUCAUUGUUCGCACAGCCUGCGGCGCGAAGAUUGAAAGCAAGAAAGUCCAAAUCAUCUCGCAAUUUGGGUACGAACCACACAGCAGGUGUACUUGCUAGCGCAACAGAAAACAUUGUUAGGUCAUCAAACCCACGAGACUUCGCUAAACCCACCAGGCGGAGCCACACCUCAACUCAGCAAACACCUUCCAACAUUGGCACAGAUAGGACAGAACCUAACCAUCGAAUUGAUACGGAAGUUUCUGGAUCUAUCCGUCCAAGGCGUAAUCGUUCAAGGGUCUCCUAUUUUGAAAUUUUGGAAGACAGUGAUUUGGAUGUCGAGCACUUGAAUCGGGAAGACUCCGAUACCGAUGUUUACACGGCACCUACCGAAGAGGAAAUUGAGGAAGAUGAGGAAACAGGGAACACUUCCUUCGAUGAUGAGCAUGAGCAUCAUAUGAAUGUUGAAAGUGAUGACAGCUUGUCAGAAGCGUCGCUGUCUGAGGACGAGCCCAUAGAAGAGCUUACCAAAAGGUUCAAACAAAAUAAGAUCAAGACCUCGACGCAACAAAAGGCUGGCAAAGGUAUUGACUUGGGUCUUCCGCCAAUCAACAACAUUAAAGAUUGCUUCACAGAUCUGGCUGCCAAGGGUAUCAUUCUUGGCCUCGGUGAAGCCCUGAAGAAUCUUGGGCCAACGCCUAUCAAAGUAGGAACUAUGUGCUCUGGCACUGAGUCGCCGCUGCUAGCACUUCAUGAAAUCUCGAAAGCUCUCGAAGAAGCAGGAAAUCCUGUACCUCGUUUCCAGCAUGAAUUUUCCGCCGAGAUUGAACCUGUGAAACAAGGCUAUAUUGAACGAAACUUUCAGCCAAAGAUAUUGUUUCGCGACGUCCGUGAUUUCAUCCCUGAAUCUACAACAACUGCAACGACAGCCUACGGCGCUGAAGUAGAGAUACCAACCGACAUUCACAUUUUCGUCGCAGGUUUCGUUUGUAAAGAUUUAUCUCGUUUGAACAAUAAGAAUAAGGGCCUCGAGGAUGGUGGAGAGUCUGGUGAUACGUGGCUCGCGAUCUAUACAUAUGCGAAGCGUUUUCGCCCAAAUGUUGUCCUGCUGGAGAACGUCAGGUCCACGAAAGAGAUGUGGCAUGAUGUUACAAGAGAGCGGAUGUACAUGAUCGCCGUUGAGAGGAACAAGAUGGGCCCAGGAGUGAAGCAGGCAGUCAAAGAUUGGCAAGAUACUGUGGAGCAGCUGCGACGCCAAUGUAGUAGUCCAUACGAGGCAUUCAUUGCAGAUUCAUUGCAGGAGCCAAGCACGUACACUACUCCGCUGUCAGAGCCGGACUGGGCUUUGUGCAAACUUCGGUAUGACCACAUACGAUCCAAACAAAAGCUUGGCAUUUUGAGUCCCAUCACGUGGUCGAAUGGCAGUGGAACAGUUCGACCGCCCGAUUUUGCCAGCCGGGAGUACUUCGAGUCACAAUCGUCUCGUGUAUGGGAUGCCAUCGAUGUUGCUCACUUACAGUUUGCAAGGAAAUGCCAAGAUUCGCUCUACAAGAUGGCUAUCUGGGAUGUGAGCCAGAAUGUCGAGCGCUUCAAGGCAGAUUUGGGUAUUGUAUCUUGCAUCACCCCUGGGGGAAGCGACUUCGCCAGUAAUCGUCAACAAGCGCUUUCUGGCAGUCAGCUUCUGGUUCUGCAAGGCAUACCAUUGGACCGACUGCAAUUUGCAAAUGAGACACAGCGUGAUCUUCAGGACCUGGCUGGAAAUGCAAUGUCCACAACAGUCAUAGGAGCCGCCCUUAUUGCCGCGAUAACCUCUUGUUGGAGUUCAUUUGUUUCAAAAAAUUCGCCAACCCUGGAUACAUUGGAUGUCACCGAUAAUCGGAAAGAAACAGUCAACUGGCUGUUAGACCUCGACAAUCUUCAGCAUUCUUCGCUCCCAGUAUCUGACUACCAACAACUCGACUUGACCGCAUUCGUAGGUGCUGCAAUGCAAACUACACGCUUUUGUCACUGCGAAGGUACGAAAUUGAUCUCAAGUUCGCCUAUAAAGAUCUGCUCAGCCUGUGGACACACGGCAUGCGCUGCAUGUGCCGGCAACCCGAAACAUGAGUAUGACAAGGUGAUUCCAAGUUCGACCCGAUCUCUAUCUCCAGACAAUUUCAUCAGGUCGUGGCAAGCAAUCUUGCCUCCUCGCUUAAAGUUCGACACUUUUUCGGAUGUUUUCAAAUCGUCUACCAGCCGAGGGGAAGACGGCAUGUUAUCAGAGUACCUGCGUGUUGCACGCGAAGCCCAAUUAGACUCCCAAACCUUCUGCAUUGGCGAAUUUACAAGGCACUUUCAACACUGGACGAUCAGGUAUAGCUCAACCAACUCCACACUUGAGCUCCAAGUCGGUCACAGUAUCAAGUGGCUUCUGUACUUGCAAUGUCCCUCAACACUCCCUGGUAAUAGUUCUCUUCGCCAAUUUCUCAACCUUCCAAUAGCGUGCGGUGACGUCAGCAAGUCGCUGCUUUGCCCUGAUUGGAAAGUGCACAUGCCAUCGGAAGCCAACUUCGAACUGCAUUUCGAGGGUUCAGCUGAGAGAAGUCCUUCAUGGAGGUCUAGGCUCGGCCUUCCAGACUAUGAAAUGGAGACUGUGCCUUCGGUACUGGCUGUGAGGAGCAAUCAUCAAGAUCUCGAGGCUGUCAAUGGUAUCUUUGAACAUCUACCUCGUUGCGGGACUGCUUCGAGUAGUCUCUACAAGAGAUCUACGGAACCUGUGUUAUACAUGUUCCUUGAUCCCAACCCAAUAGGCCCAUCCGAGGCUGACAGAAUCGUCUUUAGCUCUGAUUGUAGUCGUAAACACUAUGGUGACGACCGUAUCGUUUUGGCCAAACUGGAACCCUCAUGGCGACCGUGGAACAUGACUGGACAUGACAGCUCCAUCGUUACCGCUACGGUACCCGGUACUUGGCUCUCAGCCAACUUGGAACUAUCACCUGCAUAUACUUCGAUCGACGCACGUCACCUCAUCAAGAGCCAUUCGGUCUCAUCACUCUUGGAAGAUUGCUCUCAAGUACUCAUGUUUCUGGAUGUACAUGUGCAUGAACUUCUUUCUGCUCACAACUUUGAUGGAUACUCGUGGGCCCUAGAACAUGCUAAAUCGCUCCCAUCAUUCCCAGCAUGGCAAGAACUGGAUAUGGAGGUUACAGCAGAUUGUGUUUGCGCUCCACGUUAUCCGCAGUUGCAUUGGAUCAUCGACAAGAAAGGUAUUGCGGUAGCACAGGAGGAUCGAAAGUCUGCUGCUGUCUUUGAACGCGCUGUGAAGAGUCGAACUUCGGCUAUUCAGAUCAGAGUCAAUCGUGACCACAAUUCCACCCGCAUACAAGUUGGUCUUAAUAUAUCCUCAUUACUACAUCGCGCUAGGGCCAGCCUUGGGUGCUCAGAGUCAUCCAGUAAUGCAUGGAGACUUUUGACAGAUCAUGCGGAUCUGCCGGUUCAGCCAUUUACCAAGUUUCAUCUCAGAAGCAACACGGAGGACCCUGUCCCUCCUGCGUCCACUGUCCCACCAUAUCUCCGCGGCGCCCAGGCGAAGUCUCUGGUGUGGAUGACUAAGCAAGAGAUGGGCAAGCAAAUCCCCAUUACUGAAGUCGAAGAGGCUGUCCACGCAGGAUUGAAUUGGAGGCUCGAAGCCCGUGCGCAAACCAUGCGGACUGCACGAGGAGGAGUGCUCGCCGAUCAUCCAUCGUUUGGGAAGACUGUGACUACAAUAGCGUUGAUUCAAAAUGAAUUUCAGCAUCACAAUGCGAAGGACAUCAUUCAGCAGAACCAAUCUACGGGAAAAGAAACCUCGUUGGGUUUGAUAGACACUGCUGCAACACUCGUUGUCUGCCCUCCACACAUUGCACAACAGUGGCAGACAGAAUUGGCCAAGUUCCUGGACACCGAAGAGUACGAUCUCUACCAGGUACUACUGGUCCAGAACUUCUCUGAUCUGCGAAGCCUCACCAUGGAACAACUGGUACAAAGUAGGACAAUCAUCGUGUCGUGGACUCUGUUUGCCGAGGAUGAAUACGUCUCCGAACUUGCUAGGUUUGCCGCCAUGCCUGAAGUUGCGUUGACAAGUCGUCGUGCAUUCGAAACGUGGUUGUCUCGGGUCAGUGAGGCUAUACCGGACAGGCUCGCUGCGCUGCAAGAACAAGGUUUCGAUAAGUUUCGAGCUUCUACGGCAACACUCCUUCAAGAACGUUUACAGCAACCUGAAUUUCAAGCCACGUUGCCACUCAAAAUUCGACAUGGUAGUGCUUACGAGUCCUUCAGUUCUACAAAGUCUUCAAGCAAAUCUCAAAAACAAGGAGCGAAGGGUAGAUCUAGCCUUGCGGGAAAGGAGUUAGCUACAGCUUGGAAGAAGGCGGUGCCACUACUGCACCUGUACCGGUUCAAUCGAAUUGUUGUUGACGAAUAUCACUACCUCAAUGAUGAGAAGAACAUCAAGAACAGUCUCGCAGCGAUAAGCAUCAAGAAAGUCGCUGCGUACAAGCGAUGGGUUCUUUCCGGCACACCUGCAAUGGCCAACUUUUCCGACAUCGACCAAAUCGCUUCCUUUCUUGGGUUACGUCUGGGUAGAACAUUCCUUGGCGAUGGCUUGAUCACGACACAAAGUGAGAAAGUGAUCAAAGCCGACCAGACUGCUGUAGAAGACUUCCUAUCUCGAACGGAAGUCAAAUCAAGGCAGUGGCACCAGGCCCGGCACGAUCGAGCACAGGAGUUUCUGGAUCUGUUUGUCAGGCAGAAUGAAGCUCAACUUGGACACAUCUCUUGUUCAGAGACUUUGUUGCCCGUUCAACUAGAUGCUGCUCAUCAUGCAGUAUACCUUGAGCUUUCACAACACCUUGUCGCGCAAAGGAUGCAGUUGAAGAAAUUGAACAAGAAACUCAAUUCGGACAAGACUGAACGUCUGAAUGAAAGCCUCAACAGAUCUAGCAGUGCCGAAGUUGCGCUUAUGAAGUCUGCUUUGCUGUUUGAGACGCAGGAUGGUCAGUCAGGACUAGAAACCCUUAUGAAGAAGCGCUCACAGCAGCGUCUCGAUGCAGAAGAGGAACUAGCGGGACUGUUACGUGACUUUGAGCGUAUAAUACCUAAAGAGAGGAAAGCAUUACGCAACCUACAGAAGAUCAACCCGACAGCCUACCGAGCGAAGCUAGAGGAAAGCAUCGUGACUCUCUAUAGCCACUUGAAGACGGACAUCAUGCAGUCAAAUUGGCUUGGCGACAACGAUGCCAGUCAGAGCUUAACCCAGCUGCUGGCAGAAGCUGAAGAAUCACCAAAUCCCGAUCCAUUUCCACUCCUAGGAAUUAAAGGGCUUUCAGACGAUAAGCGCCAAAGACUCUUGAAGCAACAGCUCUCGCGAGUGCGCGAAGUCUCACGUGAAUUGGCCCUAAGGAUAAGAUCAGAACGAUUCGUUCACAAGAUUCAGUCGCAAAUGGUCCAGUGUAGUGCACCUCAAUGUACAGGCUUGAAUACUCUUAUGAACAUGCAUCUCAUCACCCAAUGCGGACAUACGGCUUGCACAAUGUGCCUCGCAGGUCGUGUGGACGAUGAAGUCUGCGUACAGCCCGGAUGUACCAUACGCUCCCCAUUGCACAACAUGAGCAUCAUCCGUAUGUCUGAUGUAGGAACAAAUGAAACCAACACUAAUAGCCGGGGUUUCGGCAACAAGCUACACGCAAUCGUCGACCUUAUCCUUGGCCUGCCUGACGAUGAUCAAGGCAUAGUCUUUGUACCAGACAAGGACCUUGUCAAUGUCGUUGGGCAAGUCUUGGACCAUUUUGAAAUACCCUACUACUCUCCAACACGCUGUCGAGCUGCGCAGUCGGCAAAAAUCAUAGAGGACUUCAAGAACAACGAGAAUCCAGACGAGCGCAGGAAGUUGGUGAUUCUGAAUCUUGGCAGCGAGUCUGCAGCUGGCAUAAACUUGACGAAUGCAAACCACAUCAUCUUUGUCUCUCCCUUGGCAGCCAAGACACAGUACGAGUACGAUUCCGCAAUGGUGCAAGCCAUCGCCCGAAGCCGCCGCUACGGACAAAAGAAGAAAGUCUAUAUAUAUCAUGUAGUUGCAGAGCGCACCAUUGACGUGGACAUCAUGGAGCAUCGACACAAGCGCAACGAUGGCAUUUGCAGCCCGGAUUCAACUUUGAAGCUGCCCGAGCCAUGCAGCACUGCCAAAGAACGUACGAGGUUGAUCAAGAACAAGAAUGGUGAGAUGGCAUUGGUGCCGCGCUCGUGGCUCGACGAUAAGACGAAGAGACGAAUGUUGGGUGUUGGUUGUUCGCCUGAGAGUCUCACCUCUUUGAUCAAAUUUGAGGGGGCGUUUGAGCAUGAUGAGGAGUAG
Molecule: messenger RNA, 7032 nt
Organism: Plenodomus lingam JN3
Lineage: Eukaryota; Fungi; Ascomycota; Dothideomycetes; Pleosporales; Leptosphaeriaceae
Source: RefSeq, a predicted model, not a curated record